Puntigrus tetrazona (Sumatra barb) is the source of this 3424-nucleotide messenger RNA. It is a transcript of the gene pabir2, whose product is annotated as PABIR family member 2. The coding region runs from base 841 to 1680 and encodes 279 amino acids. Gene Ontology annotation, molecular function: protein serine/threonine phosphatase inhibitor activity. Lineage: Eukaryota; Metazoa; Chordata; Actinopteri; Cypriniformes; Cyprinidae. The transcript has 10 exons. The record is from RefSeq and is a predicted model, not a curated record.
GCCGGCGGCCGUCGGUGUUCUGAUUGGGUCGCGAUGCUGUCAGUCAGGCCGAUAGGAACAGAAGGGGCGGGACUCUUAGCUGAGCCGUGGGUGCGCUGCGGCGUCCAGAAAAUAGAUAAACAGAAUAUGCUAGCCUACGAUUGACGCAACUAAGUUAAAAACUCGGCCAGAUACUAGAUAUUGACUCGCCUGACUGGCAGACAGAAGAUGUCGGAGAGGAGCCGCGCGCUUGUCUUGUGAUUUACAUGCGUUCGCCCAGCAGCCCAGCACGAACAGCAAAGCUAGUUAGCAACAUGAUGAUGGCCAGCUGAACAUUGUUGUGGCUUCAGCUCUUGUUAUUGUUGCGCUCACGGUUUUACGGUUUAACCUUUCUUGCUUUCCCGCUUUGAAUCUCUGCCUUUCAUGCAUCCUUUCCACAUGCACUCCAAGAACUGUGGUUAUCUGACCGGAGCGGCUCGGUUUUAGGUUCUUGUGCGCCAACAAGCUAAGCUAACAGCACAGGAAUGGUGUGCAUGGGCCAAACCCCUUUCACGUAUUAGCUCGCAGCUAACCAGUCGCUGGAUCUACAAGUUUGGACCAGAACGCGGAGAGCUUUCUAGAAAGAAACGCGGUGCAGGUCGAACGAGCAGAAUGUUGGUUUGCAGAAACCCACAGCUCGCUUCCUUAGGCAUUUAUCGAGACCUACAUUGACCCUAAACAGCGACAGAAGCCGCAACCUUUCUACACGGGCUGCAAAAUGAGCACAUAGUGAACGGCGGCAUUGAUCUGCUUUGUGCCUUUCAACGAUGUAGCUUCGCAACCCGCGUGCUUUUUUGCGGCAUACGUGUAAGGACAAUAAAGAUGAACAAUCAAGGGAUCAUGUCACAAGAGAAGAUGGAGCUGGAUCUGGACAUCCCGUCGUCGCUUGUUCAGAGCGAUGGGCACCUGAGACGAUCUAACAGCGAACCCAUGAUAAACGGCCUGAGCGACGCUUCUCAGGUGUUCCAGAGAGAAGUUCUCCGCAGCAGAAGAAACAGUACUACUGUUGUCCGACCCAAUGUGGUUCCAUCUUCACCAGUACGUGUUCCUAGCACAAGACUGCAGAGGAUCAAACAGGAGGAGGGUGUUGAUGUGAUGAACCGUGAGACUGCUCAUGAGCGAGAAGUACAGGCAGCCAUGCAGAUGAGCCAGUCUUGGGAGGAGAGUCUCAGUCUGAGUGAUAAUGACCUUGAGAAAUCUUCAUCGUCAUCCCCGAAGCGGAUUGAUUUUGUGCCUGUGUCUCCUGCUCCUUCGCCCACCAGAGGGAUUGGAAAGAAGCAGUGUUUCUCUCCGUCUCUUCAAAUCCUGGUGACCAGUAACGGAUUGACGCCCAGCCCCGUUCCCAGCCCAACACGCCGCUUUAGCAGGAGGAGUCAGAGCCCGAUCAACUGCAUCAGGCCUGGUAUUCUGGGCCCUCUCAAACGCAAAAGUGAAAUGGAGACGGAAAGCCAGCCCAAGAGACUCUUUCAGGGAACCACCAACAUGCUGUCCACAGAGGUGUCCCACUUACCUGAAAUUAACAACUGUCUGUCUCCAGAUCUUCUGGACGGGAGUCUCAGUAGCGUCGGCUCGUCCUCGGACUCUCCUGCCAAGAUGGAAGGAGUGUCCCCCUCCUCCAGUAACUCGCCCCUCACGCCGCUUCAGGACCUCUCCCCAAAGUGAUCCGCUGAACAUCACUGGAGGACUGGGCCGCUUCUCAGGCCCUGGUCCUCUCAUUUUAUUACUUUUGUUCUCAAUGCCUUCCCAAAAUGUCUUUCUCUCUUCUCCCGAGUCGUCCUGUUACGUUACAUUUUAAAGCGAGGUGCGGGAGUUUUCCUUGUGGAACAAGACCCUAAGGGCAUGGAGAGACUGGAUGUUUUUUUUGCAUCAGCUGCUAUAAAUAGAUGUAAAACAUGGUGUAUAGAUCUCUAUCAAAGCGAAGGACAUCACAGAGGAGGAUCGUGGAUAUUUUUUUGUUCCCUAAUGGGGCAAUUAUCUUUUUUUUUCUUUCUUUUUUUUUUGGCCUUUUUUUGAUAACGCUUUGAAAAGAAAACCGAGAACAACUACAGGCACGUUCUUUGAUUUCCAAUCUCAGCUUGCCAAGCGGUAUUUUGUGUGUGUGUGUCAGAAUUUAACUUAUUUUUUUUUUUUUUUUUGCUUUUAUUUGUAUGUAAGUAUGUACAUAACAUUUGUGGCAAAACAUGGUCGACCGGCAAACUGACAGCCGCCUCUUCUGGAGUUUAGCGGUGCAACUGCACUUUAAAGGGGCAGAAUUUCAUUUUGGGCUUUGGUCUGAAUUUUUCGUAUAGUUUUUCAGGAAUGGCCUUUUCUUAGUAGGUGGAGGAAACGUGUUUUUGUUUUUUCUUCUCUCAGAGCUUGGCACUUCAUUCUCUGUUCGGAUGAUAUUAAUGGUUGCUAUGCACAACUACUGCAGAUGGGAUUUAAUAUUGCAGCUGUUGGUAACCAUUAAACCCUCGAUUUGAACACUACAGAGAAACUAAACUGCCUGCGCUGAUGUUUGUCAACCUAAAGACAUGCGUACAGCCGUGUUGUCGGAGAACUGAGCAAAACAUCUGGGCUGAGAUGAAUGAUGUCCAUUGUAUGUUUUUUUUGCUUUUCACACAGUGGCUUUGCCCCGUUUGUUAUUCGGGAAGGAUUUGGAGGAGAGUGUGCUCUACAGGUGCAGUUAAAAUUAUUUUCAGUGUUUUCAAAGGCUGUUAACAGUCAGGCAGAAGUGCAAACAAACGAAAUCCUCUCAUCAAAAAUGUUUUGUGGAGUUUUAAAUUUAAUCUACUGAGACUGAAAUGGUGUGCCAUUAAAUUUGUAUAUAAGAGAAAUGUACAACAGUAAUUGUAGGAGGUCUUUUGUUUGGGGGUGUAGUUACUUUAGAAAAUAGUAUUUUCUUUUGUAAAUGGUUUUCUAAAUUUCCUUACAAGAAAUCGCUUUAUUUCCUCAAGCAUGAUAUGAUGUAUCAUAAAUUCAUUUUUCUGUGCAAGGAAGUGAUUGUAAAAAUCCCUUUUUUUUUUUUUCUCCAUUUAAGUGAAUUGAAAGAGUGAGGGUUUUUCACGUAAAAGUGAGACACCGCAGUGUAAUUUUUUUUUUUUUUUUUUUCCUGAAUGUCUUUGCAAACAAAUACAGUAAGUGGGUCAUGUAGAUCCAGAUUCUGUCCUGUAGUGAUGGGUGAAGUGUAUUUGUAGUUUGCUUUGCUGGUUUUGUUUUUUGUCCUGUGGACGUAUCAAAUUCUUUAUUUAAUGAUUUUACUCUGUCCUAUCGCCUCGUGCAGUACUUUUAAAGCCUGCGCACAUGAACUCUGUCGAGGAGGACCUGAGUGCUGUCAUGAGGACGUGUAGUUGUGCUCUCUGAACAAAUAUUGUUCCCAUCGUAUCAGAGACUUCCUGAUGUCUGAAAUAAAUUAUUUGUCCAGUUA